AUGAGUGAUGCGACUCGCCACGUUACAGUAAGUAUGGUGUAUAAUUAUCGUCGUAGGGAUUUGAGGAACGGGUUGGCGUCGAGGUUGGGGAUCCGUGACAAGAGUGUUCCUGAGAAACGAUUGCGUAUCAGCAAGAUUGGGCUGGACGUGAGUGACUACGAGAUCGAGGAUCUGUUGAAGUCGAUGGGCCAUGAGAUAAAGUAUAGCAAGACGUUUGACACCAAAGAGGAGCGUGUUGUAGUGGUGGAAUUUAAAGACGAGAGUGUGUUGAGGGAAGUGGUGGAAAAGUAUCAAGGGUACGAAUUGAAUGGGGGUAAAGUUUUUGUGGAGGUGUUUGAAAGACGCCCGGCCAGAGGACGGCCUGUUGCAAGACCACCUCGAAGAGGUGGUCGCGGCGGGAAGUCGUUUCGCAGUGGGAGACGGUCACCUGAGCGAUCAGCGGAACAACUAGACUCGGAGUUGGAACAGUACUUGCAGGGCAAAUAG
Molecule: messenger RNA, 486 nt
Organism: Henningerozyma blattae CBS 6284
Lineage: Eukaryota; Fungi; Ascomycota; Saccharomycetes; Saccharomycetales; Saccharomycetaceae
Gene: YRA2
Product: Yra2p
Exons: 2
Coding region: 1-486 (161 amino acids)
Molecular function (GO): nucleic acid binding
Source: RefSeq, a predicted model, not a curated record